AUGGAGAAUGUGAAGCCCCUACCACUUCUCAAGCCACGGAAUCCAAUAAAGUCGUAUUCUAACGAUACGGAUCAGCUCUUCAGCCUACGAACAUAUGGAUAUUUGAUCUUGGCUGCUACGUGGAUCAUAUUCAUCGUUACCACUUGUAGUCUACUUGGAAUUUGGGAUUAUAUCAUUUUUCCAUUAAGUUUAUCAUCGUCUACUGACCAUCUCCACUCGCAAUUGAGUCUGAUUUUUCGGUUCAUAGAAAGUUCAGUUUUGAAAGCAUGGGGUAUAUACGUUGUGUUAUGGUGGUGGGCUAUAAGUUCAUGGAUUGGACUUAAGCUCUUUAGACAUUCCAAGGGUAUACAAGCAGAGUUGGAUAAAAGAAGUUAA
This is a messenger RNA of Meyerozyma guilliermondii ATCC 6260, 375 nucleotides long. RefSeq lists its product as uncharacterized. The record is from RefSeq and is a predicted model, not a curated record. NCBI's taxonomy places the organism in Eukaryota, Fungi, Ascomycota, Pichiomycetes, Serinales, Debaryomycetaceae. The transcript has a single exon. The coding region runs from base 1 to 375 and encodes 124 amino acids.